This is a messenger RNA of Trachymyrmex septentrionalis, 1685 nucleotides long. RefSeq lists its product as uncharacterized. The transcript has 2 exons. The coding region runs from base 159 to 1685 and encodes 508 amino acids. The record is from RefSeq and is a predicted model, not a curated record. NCBI's taxonomy places the organism in Eukaryota, Metazoa, Arthropoda, Insecta, Hymenoptera, Formicidae.
UCCAAGUAUCCAGUUAUCUCAUGAUAGAAUCAGAGAUAACUGGCAGAUUGCAUGUGAGUCUGUAUGGACCUAGUAGAGGGUAGAAGAAGAAGAACUGACAGAUUCUGGUAUCACUGUACAUUCCUGUGACAUGACUGCGUGAGCGUGAGUUCGUUGAUAUGCGAUGUGAGAUAGGAGAAGACGAUAGGAUGUAUGCGAUCGAUGACGAGGAAGAAAUCGUUCCAAGCUCAACGCAGGACAGGCGGAUUCUGUCGGCUCCAGCCCCCAUCAAGAAAGUACAGUUCUUCGACAGCAGAGCUUUCCUGAUGUGUUCGCCGCAGGGCGCGUACAAAGUGUCGCGGAACGGCGAGUUCGCUUUGCUGAGCAAAAACGCCUUGGGCAUGGGCGGCGAGUUCUUCCAGGUGCUCAUCGUUAAGAACAACGGCGUCUAUCUCGACAACAAACAAGUAAAGUCCUCCACGCUGUUGUUUCCCCUUAUACCGAAUGCGAGCGAGACAGUGUGCACUUUUCCUCUGAAUCCAGCGAGCACCGAGCCACGGCUCAUGAGCCGUUUCACUGCCGGUUGGGAAGUUGAAGGAAAUCUGUGCGUUGUCGGAUAUCACAGGAAACUGUAUACGCUGAGGGCCGAUACCGUACAGUUGGUUUACAUCAGUGACAACACUAUCGUGGACAUCCUACCUGUGAAGAGACGAGAUAAGGUAGCUGGUCUACUGCUUCUUACAGAACAAGCGAAUCUGGUAAUCUUGAUACAUGAUACAGAUAACAAGUGUACAGGAGAACGUGGACUGGUUUUUGAAAGAAUAUACCUUGGAGAAAAUAACAAUACGAUGCUCUGUGCUGUUUUCAGUCUACAAAAGGAAAAUAUUUUGUGGAUGAUUUGCUGUAAUCAGUUCAGGACAUAUUACAUAAGAAAGGAGCUCUUCGUUGAAAUGAUUCAAGAGGCGAAAGUAGAAGAGAGAACGUUUACAUGUAUGCAGUAUUAUAAGCCAAAUAUAAUUCUAGGUCUUUCACAAAGGAAGGAAUUGAUUGAGGUGUCUCUAGAGGAGUUGGAUAAUUCUUUGUCAAUCGAUAAUAAUAUUGUUCUUCAUAACAGAAUGUUUCAAAAAACAGAUAUUAUCAUGGAGAAAAUUUGUGCCAAAGUAAAGGAGCUCAAUGCACUCUAUCAGGUUUUGUCAGAUGAGCAAGAUAAACUGAAAAGAAUAAAUAUCUAUGCUGCCAAGCAAAAACUACAAAUAAGUUCUGAUAUUGAAGUAUCUAGACUGUGCAAGCAUCGUUAUCUUGGUUUAAAUAUCCUAGAUAAACUGCCUAAAAGUAGUUAUGUGGUGCUUUCUCUUGCUUCUAAAAAUCAAAGUACAUUCUGCAUGAAGAAAGUCGUGGAAAGUCAUGCACUCAAGAUAAAAAUGCCCAUCAAUAAAAAUCAAAUAUUACGUUCUUCAUCUAUCAGUAUGGAUUUAAUUACAUUGAUGAACGAACAACGUCCAUGGUGCCUCGUACAGAAUUUUAUAAACCCUUUGGUGCAGCAUAUUAAGAGGAAAGGAAGAUCAAAGGAAGACAAAACUAUCUUUAUAGAUACUAAAAUAUCGUCGUUGCUACAAUCAAUAGCGAGAAAAGAAAUAAACAUGACAAAAUUAUGCGAAAUAAAAAAAAUCGUACGUGCAGAAUUAAGCAGAUAUAAAGAUACUUGA